GUGGUUGUAGAGCUGGGGGUGGAGGAGCCGGAGCGGCGGGGACCAUGGCUGAUGAAGAGGAAGAAGCGCAGCGCGGCUUGCAGAAACUGCAGGAGCUGGUGGAUCAACUCUACUCAUUUCGAGACUGCUAUUUUGAGACACAUAGUGUUAAGGAUGCUGGGCGGAAGCGACAGGAUGUGCAGGACGAGAUGGAGAAGACCCUGCAGCAGAUGGAGGAAGUGCUGGAUAUUUUGGGGAAUGCAUAUCUUUCUCUUUAUUUCAAUACUGGCCAAAACCCCAAGAUCUCCCAACAAGCCCUUGGUGCCUAUGCCCAAGCAGAGAAGGUUGACAGGAAAGCUUCCAGCAAUCCUGACCUCCAUCUGAACAGGGCAACGUUACAUAAAUAUGAAGAGAAUUUUGGGGAGGCUCUAGAGGGCUUCUCUCAGGCUGCAGCACUGGACCCUGCCUGGCCAGAGCCCCGACAACGUGAGCAACAGCUCGUGGAAUUCCUUAAUAGGUUAACCAGUCUCUUGGAGAGCAAGGGGAAGAUGAAGGCCAAAAAGCUUCAGAGCAUGCUGGGAAGCUUGCGCCCAGUGCAUUUAGGCCCUUGUGGCGAUGGGCGGUAUCAGUCAGCCUCUGGGCAGAAGGUGAACCUGGAGCUCAAACCACUGAGUACGCUGCAGCCUGGUGUGAACAGUGGUACUGUGGUCCUGGGGAAGGUGGUGUUCAGCCUAACCACAGAGGAGAAAGUCCCCUUUACAUUUGGCCUGGUAGAUUCAGAUGGUCCUUGCUAUGCGGUGAUGGUAUAUAAUAUGGUGCAGAGCUGGGGAGUGCUCAUUGGGGACUCCGUAGCCAUUCCUGAGCCCAAUCUUAGGCUUCACCAAAUUCAGCACAAGGGGAAG
Molecule: messenger RNA, 881 nt
Organism: Nannospalax galili (Upper Galilee mountains blind mole rat)
Lineage: Eukaryota; Metazoa; Chordata; Mammalia; Rodentia; Spalacidae
Gene: Ttc5
Product: tetratricopeptide repeat domain 5
Molecular function (GO): protein binding
Source: RefSeq, a predicted model, not a curated record